GCUAGGUGUUGACCGCCAGGGUGUCAGUCGCUGCCUCGCUCUCACACCGGCUAGAAGUCCCGACUUCAGUGUGUGUUGUCACCCCUCACUUGUAUUUCACUUCUGCGUCUCGAGGACUCAGACCGUCUCAUCUACAACACUGCCAUUAUUGUAUGAGGGGAGCUGUAACCUUUAGCGCACAGGAAAUCUACGAACAGUUUUAGGAAAACUCAUAGUCGGUGUUUCAGUAAACUCGGAUACCUUACUGGAGCUGCUGCUGUUGUCUUCUGGGAACCGACUGUCGUGAGUUAACGGCCAGCUGGCCUGGAACAAAUACAAUACCGUUGAGUGCGGUAGUUUGGCCUCCGUCCUUUGGUACACAGCUGGAAUACGUGUCGCCAUUUCAUCACUAGGUUGGGAUGUGCUGGAUGAGGAUGGUUGGCUCCGGCUGGCCGUGUGUCGCCCUUGUGCUGGUAGUGAUGGCUGCCAACUCCGCUGCUGAGGUCGUCUACCCAUCACCUAAACCCGCAGAAACAGAGAAUUCAUACUGGUAUGACCUGGCCAUGAAGGACCUGAACGAGGCGCUCCACAAACCCAAGCUCACCAACGUUGCUAAGAAUGUCAUCCUCUUCCUUGGUGAUGGUAUGGGCAUCACUGUGGGCACUGCUGGACGGAUUCUGAAGGGACAGAAGAAGGGCCACUCAGGCGAGGAGGGUUACUUGGUAUGGGACAGGUUUCCCAAUAUUGGUCUUCUGAAGACUUACACUGUGGACAAGCAGGUACCUGACAGUGCUGCCACAGCCACAGCAUAUCUGACAGGAGUGAAGGCCAACUACUAUACUCUGGGGGUCAAUGCCAAUGUCAAACUGAACGAUUGUCAUUCCUCGCUUAAACCAGAAAAUAGAUUGAAGUCCAUCCUAGAGUGGGCUCAGGAUGCAAACAAGGAGACUGGUGUAGUGACAACAGUUCAGGUCACCCAUGCGACCCCCGCCGGUCUAUAUGCCAAAACUUCUCAGCGUAGGUGGCAGUGUGACACCAAGAUCAUCACAGCGGGACCAGAUGCUCUUAAAUGCAAGGACAUUGCUCGCCAGCUUGUUGAGGAUGAACCUGCCAGGAAAUUAAAGGUGAUCAUGGGUGGAGGUCGACAGGAGAUGGGGAAUCCACUGGAAGAUGAUGCCAAGAAGAUUUGUAUAAGAACUGAUGGCAGAAACCUUGUGAAGGAGUGGCAGAAUGACAAGGAUGCCCAGGGCAAGUCCAAUGCUUAUGUCACUACAACCAAGGAACUGCGCUCAGUUGAUAUUGAUGACACUGAAUACCUUAUAGGCUUAUUUAGUGACAUUCACAUGCCAUAUGAGGUGGACAGGGACACAGGCCUGGACGGUACACCAUCCUUGAAGGAGAUGGUUGAGGUAGCACUUAAGCGACUCAAGAGAAAUGAUGAUGGAUUUUUCCUUCUGGUGGAAGGAGGAAGGAUAGACCACGGCCUACAUUGGGGUCAGCCACGCCGAGCCCUGGAGGAGUUGCUGGCCAUGGAAGAGGCAGUGGAGGCUGCACUUAAGAUGGUAGAUUUGGAGGAGACACUGGUUAUAGUCACUGCUGACCACUCUCAUGUGAUGACUAUAAAUGGUUAUCCUGAAAGAGGCAACAACAUCCUGGGUGUGACGAUUAAUGAAGAUGAUGUGUCGGAUCAUCUACCCUAUACUACCCUUAUGUUCACCAAUGGCCAUGGCUACAACUACUCGUGGGAUGGCGAACAUGUAAUUCGGCGCAACUUGACUGGAGUGGACACAACCGACAAGGACUUUGAGGCCCUGGCUGCUGUCCCAACUUACCCUGGCUCAGAGACUCACGGUGGUGAAGAUGUUGCAGCAUAUGCCAUAGGACCAAUGUCUCACCUUUUCCACCGGGUCCAUGAGCAGAACUAUGUGGCUCAUGUGAUGGCCUACGCAGCAUGUAUUGGUCCUUAUGAAGAUAAUUGUGAUCGUCCAGCAGAAAUACCCCAAAAUCUCUACAAACAUGUGAAAGGCAUCAGAAGAAAAAGUAGUACAAGUUCAGGAAUUUCAUUGAACACAACCAGUUCUGUAGUAUUGAUGUACGUGGCCAUUGUUCACAUUACCAAAAUGUUAACAUAUUGAGCACAUUCCCAGUUUUUAAUGUAACCCUUUCAGAAAUAAGUGUUUUGAUAUGCUUCAUUUCUUGUUGAAAACUUACUUUAGGUAUUUAUUUAAUAUAAAUUGUUAUUUAAUUGUGUUGAAAUGCUUGUUAUGCUGUGCACUUCUUAUAUUUAAUAUUUACUAAAGCUUUUAUUUUUAAGUUAACUGCAAAUAUUUAUCAGAAUGGACAUAAUAUGGUUUGGUAUUAUGGUGCAAUUUUGUUUACAGUACAGGCAUCCCCUAAUUUAUGAAAGGUUUGUAUUCCUGGAAGACCAUUCAUAAAUCAAGGCCAAUUUUUCAGAGAUUUUUAUUAAUUAAUGGAAAAUAUUUUCUUAUAAAGUUAUGACACUGAAAACCUAAUAAUCUCUUGUGGUUCAAAGUACAAGGCAGAAUGUUGUCAGCAUGUAUAUUUAAUAUUUUUAUAGGUAAGCAUUAUUACUAAUAUGGUUAGUUGUACAGCAUUAAUAAAUGUGCAUGUAUUAUAUUUCUUAUUGUUUUAUAUAUAAAAUUGAUUAGUUUAAACAAUGGAUCAGUCAAGAGAAAAGUCUAGGCAUCAAGUAGGUGCACAAACUGUAUCUCCAUACUAGCCAUGUUGUUUGUUGAUUCACCCCUUCCUCCACCAAGCACCUCGUAUGAUCUAACUGGAUUAAAUUCUUGGCUAAUAUAUAAUCUUAGAAUCAUCAACUCACAAUUCAUGUUAAUUUUUCUCAAAAUACUGUAAAUAUCCUGUAAAAAAAAUGUGCUGUAAGUGGACCGUUUCAUUUCAUUUAAAAAAAAUAGGUAAAAUGAUUUUUAUAGUCCAUUUAUUAGUAUUUUUUAGUCUUAACUUAGACUUUGCAAAUUCUGUAUUGUACAAAUAUGAAGUGUCUUUUAUGUAGUUUCGUCUUAUUAUGCAAGUAUAGAUGUAGUGAGUGAGUGUACAGGUAGUGUAUAAUAUAAUACAAGAUGUCUAUGAGGCCAGUAGACCAGUUACAGGAUUCAAAAGAAGCCUCUCAAGCAGCUGCCAGACUCCACUUGCACUAUUAAAACAAGUGAAAUGGCUCAUUAUAUCACUUGUGUAAUGUAAUGAUGAAAAAUAUGAAACUUAACAAGCAA
Homarus americanus (American lobster) is the source of this 3227-nucleotide messenger RNA. RefSeq names its product alkaline phosphatase-like. Bases 399 to 2114 code for a protein of 571 amino acids. The record is from RefSeq and is a predicted model, not a curated record. Gene Ontology annotation, molecular function: alkaline phosphatase activity. The transcript is spliced from 13 exons. NCBI's taxonomy places the organism in Eukaryota, Metazoa, Arthropoda, Malacostraca, Decapoda, Nephropidae. Gene Ontology annotation, biological process: dephosphorylation.